GAAAAAAAUAAUUAAAUUUUUUUUUGAAUCAAUAAUAAUAUUUUAAUGAUCAAAAUCAUGCAUUAAAUACAAAUCAUUCUCUUCUUCUAUUCUCUUUUAUCUAUUUCUCUCUCUGUCUCUCUCUCUCUCUCUCUAAUCAUUCAUCAAUUCGGGUCGAAUACUAGAAGAUCCGUUGUUUUUUGUAUUCGGAGCUCGGUUCCGGGUUCGGAUUCUAGGGUUUGUAUUUGGAAUUUCGAGAAUGGCUCAGGGAACAGGGAGGGGCAGAGUGGUCGGAGACUACUUGGUGGGUCGGCAAAUCGGGUCCGGGUCGUUCUCGGUGGUGUGGCACGCGAGGCACCGAGUUCAUGGAACCGAGGUGGCGAUCAAGGAAAUCGCUACGGGUCGACUCAACAAGAAAUUGCAAGAGUCUCUCAUGUCGGAGAUCUUCAUCCUCAAGCGGAUUAACCACUCUAAUAUUAUUCGCUUGCACGAUAUCAUUGAGGUUCCUGGGAAAAUACACCUUGUAUUGGAGUACUGCAGAGGGGGUGAUCUUUCCGUAUACCUUCAACGCAAUGGAAGAGUCCCAGAAGCCAUUGCAAAGCAAUUCAUGCUGCAGCUGGCUGCUGGUCUACAAAUUCUUCGUGACAAUAAUCUUAUACAUCGGGAUUUAAAGCCACAGAAUCUCCUUCUUUCUACAAACAACAACAAUUCAACUUUGAAGAUUGCAGAUUUUGGAUUUGCAAGAUCUCUGCAACCUAGAGGCCUUGCAGAAACCUUGUGUGGCUCACCUCUUUACAUGGCACCCGAGAUAAUGCAACUUCAGAAGUAUGAUGCAAAGGCAGAUCUCUGGAGCGUUGGUGCGAUUUUAUUUCAGCUUGUUACUGGAAAAACUCCAUUUACUGGAAACAAUCAAAUACAGUUGCUGCAGAACAUUAUGAGAUCAACUGAAUUGCAUUUCCCUCUAGAUAUCACAGAUCUGAGUUCGGACUGCAAAGAUUUGUGCCAGAAAUUGCUGCGACGUAAUCCAGUUGAACGACUAACAUUUGAAGAGUUUUUUAAUCACCCAUUUCUUUCUCAGAAGCAACCUGCUGAAUCACUGAGUAGGAGGUCUUCAAUACUACUGGAUGAAUUUCGUUCGCCUGAAUGUAAUCCUGUGAGGAAUAUGGAGGAAAGUUCUCCAGAUGAUUGUCUUCCUUUCUUUUUAGAUGAUGAUUCUAGUGGUGCAGAGGGGAGCCCUUCCUUUGUAAAACGGAGGCCCUUUAUGAAGUCUACUUAUGGAUUUUCUCUUGAUACAAAAGUUGAUAAAAGGGAAGCAGCAUCAACAACUUCUAAUAACAUUAUUCUUACUUCCAGACAUGGUAGUUCCACAGAUAAAUUGGAAAGUACUAGUCCUAAGUUAGACAGCCAUAGACCACCCUCAAUCAGAAAUUUAAUUGAUCCUAUAAAACCUAUGGACCAGAGAUCAUUUAACAAUAGAUCAAGAGUUUCUGCGGUCAUGGAGUCGCUAGAGUCAAUUGAUCAAGAUUAUGUUCUCGUGUCUGGACCUCCAAUGGAUGUGUCAUCUUCCUCAGCAAGUGCUUCCAAGCCAAGCCAUUCUCCAUACAAGUCAGGGUCUCCUCCCCAAGCAUUUGUUAAUAUGACUGACACAUCAAGUGCUCCAAUGCCAAUCAUGGGCACAGCUACCAGUAACCCAUAUCGCAUUGAAAACUUGGAAAAUCAAAGCUCUGCUCCAGGGACUUCACAAGGAUCAAUGUCUAUAGGAGAUGCUUUAGAGCAGCCAUCAACUCACUGCAUGAUGAGGAUUAAAUCAUUAAAACAGUGCGCAUCUGCCAUUACAGAAUUAGAAAAUGAAAAGAUUGAGACAGGCAGGCAACUAGAAGCAUUCUCAAUACGACUUGUAAUUCUUGCAAUUUGGAAGCAAGCGUUGGAUAUAUGCCAUACACAAGCUGCCUCAGCUAUGGAAGGAAGUCCAAGCCAAGAGAGUACACGAUUUAAAAGGAGCACCAGCAAGAAGUAUGAUAGUCCUGAAGCAGAAGAACGUCUUUCAGUUGGCAGCAAUCAAUUGCCAGAGGAUAUUGCCUCUCAGAUUGAGAGAGAAUUUCUCCUGGAAGUUGAACAUGCUGAAGAACUUGCUAAGGUCAUUGAGCCUGGCAAUACAGAGAUGCCAGAUGCAAUGGAGACAAUAUUCCAAGCUGCCCUUGCUUUUGGGAGGCGUGGAGGCGUUGAGGAGCUCAUGGGUGAUAUGGAAAAAGCAACAGAAUUGUAUUCAAAAGCUGUGCGUUUGUUAGUUUUCCUUCUAGUGGAAGCACCAUCCCUCAUUCUCAAUCCGCCAUUCUCUCUCACAAACUCAGACCGGUAUAGGCUUAGAACUUACAUUGAUGUCAUUAAUAACAGGCAAGGUUAUUCUAGGUCCCAGCGGAUGGCUCUUCUGAACACCCCCUUAGAAACAAGUGACGUUUAGGUACCAUUUCUUGAUUACUCGUUUCGUUUUACUCUGUAAAAUUAUUUGUUUGUACAGUAAUUCUUUGAGUGUCUGGGGGAGUUGGGAUGUUGAAAUAGUUGACUUGUACUGGGAUAGGCUGUUGUAAUAUUACAUUUUUGUGAUUCAAAGAAUGGUGAAAUGUGCAUUCGUUCUACAUUCAAUGCACUCUCUGUUCAGAUUA
Messenger RNA from Quercus robur (English oak), 2642 nucleotides. RefSeq names its product serine/threonine-protein kinase ATG1c. Gene Ontology annotation, biological process: peptidyl-serine phosphorylation; autophagy. Gene Ontology annotation, cellular component: cytoplasm. NCBI's taxonomy places the organism in Eukaryota, Viridiplantae, Streptophyta, Magnoliopsida, Fagales, Fagaceae. The record is from RefSeq and is a predicted model, not a curated record. Gene Ontology annotation, molecular function: protein serine/threonine kinase activity; ATP binding. The transcript is spliced from 13 exons. The coding region runs from base 239 to 2440 and encodes 733 amino acids.